This is a messenger RNA of Drosophila takahashii, 688 nucleotides long. Its product is annotated as ubiquitin-conjugating enzyme E2-24 kDa. The record is from RefSeq and is a predicted model, not a curated record. NCBI's taxonomy places the organism in Eukaryota, Metazoa, Arthropoda, Insecta, Diptera, Drosophilidae.
CUAACUUUUUAACUUACAUAAACGGAAGAAUUAUUUCGAACUGACAAUGUUAUCUCCUUCAGCAGAGAGCAAGAGCGAUGCUUCCGUCAAUAGGAAAAUCAACAGGACUUCGGCCAGGCGCAUUCAGAGGGAGCUGGAGGAGAUCUCCAGGGAUCCGCCGCCCAACUGCAGUGCCGGUCCCAAGGAAGACAAUCUGUACGAGUGGACGUCCACGAUUAUUGGACCUACGGACUCCGUUUACGAGGGCGGAAUGUUCAAACUCGACAUAUACUUCCCGCUGGAGUAUCCCUUUGCACCGCCAAAGAUCGUGUUUCGCACGCCCAUCUAUCACUGCAACAUCCACCGACUGGGCAUCAUUUGCCUGGACAUUCUGAAGGAACGCUGGUCGCCGGCACUCACUAUUUCGAAGAUUUUGCUGUCCAUUUGCUCCCUACUCACCGACUGUAAUCCCGCCGAUCCGCUGGUGGCCAGCAUUGGCAAGGAAUAUGUGAAGAAUCGCCAGGAACAUGAUAAGAAGGCACGUCUCUGGACUAAAAGGUUUGCAAAAAUGGAUUAGAUGGGCAGAUCUUGUAAGGAUUUACCAAAAACAUAAAUUUACAUCCGAUAAAUUAGAAGUAGGCCAUGGUCUUUUCCACGAAACAGCAACAUCAACCGAUCCGAAUUAUACAAAAGAUGUUAAGUUGUUUUA